GAGCAGCUUGCUACUCGCGAGGACGUUGUGUCCUCUCUUCUGGACUUGAGCAUGCUCCAGGCUUGUCAGGAGCGACUCGCCCUCCAUGUCGCUGCACUGCAUCGCCUUCUCGCCAUCCUCUCUGACCCUGAUCGCACCCUCCCGAUCAUCCCUGUACGACUCGGGACCUCCACGAGGGUGUACUUAGCGCUGUGGGAUUUCGGUUCUCAGGGCGACUUCAUUCACCCACGCGUGGUGAAGGAAGCCCGCUUACCCACGACAGGGUCUCCAACUCCCAUCUCUGUUAUCCUAGGGGAUGACAAGACCCAGCGUUUCUUCGAUCAGACGGUCACCGACCUCCCCUUCUUCCUCACUCUCGAGCCGACUGAGCGUUCCCCGGCGUCUCGUCGCCACCGCUCCUCUGCAUAUUUCGAUGUGAUGGAGACGGGGUAUGACUUCAUUCUCGGCACUCCGUGGUCUCGUCGGUUCCGCAGCACCGAGGAUGAUUGGGCGGCCAACACUCUCGUUCUCAAAACGAAGUGUGGACAUACGUAUCCCGUACCUUUCAUAGGUACCACGGCGACACCAUGCCCCGAUCCUCCUCCCCCGGAGCCUUCAGUGCCCACACCAUCUCCCUCUAUCACUGUCACCUCGCCUCGGCAGUUCGCUCACUUCAUUCGACAGGACGAUAUCACCUUCUUUAUGGUGGACGUGACAGAUCUCUUACACUAUGAUCCACCCUGUCCCGACGCCGAGCUCAUCCCUCUGGAGCCAGAUCCUCCCUCUAUCUCCAUGGCUCCCAUCUCUACUUCCGUCCCUCCGCCGUCCGUCGAGUCCACCCCGCCGUCGCGUGUUGACGCUGACGCUGAGGAACUCGCACGAUAUACGGCUAACUUGGAGCCCGCAGUUCGUGACCUCAUCCGAGAGUACUACGGCGUUUUCCCAUCGUCGUUCUCGUACGCCGGCAUCCCACCGAUGCGUGACGUCGAGCACUCCAUUCAGCUUGUGCCUGACUAUCGUGUUCGCAACCAGGCACCCUACAGACUCUCGAUCCCCGAGGCCACCGAACUCAAGCGUCAGGUUGAGGAGCUCCUGAGACUGGGUUUCAUUAAACCCAGCAACUCCCCGUGGGGUGCACCCGUCCUCUUUGCUCGCAAAGCGGAUGAAACUCUUCAUCUCUGCAUCAACUACCGCGGCCUCAACCGCUACACGGUUAAGAACAACUACCCCAUGCCUCGUUCCGAUGAGCUGUUCGACCGCCUAGCAGGCAACCGCUUCUUUACGAAGAUUGAUCUUUGUAGCGGUUACCAUCAAAUCCGCGUCGCUGCAGCCGACCAACCGAAGACCGCGUUCCGAUCGCGAUUCGGCCACUACGAGUUCACGGUGAUGUCAUUCGGCCUCACCAACGCACCCGCUACCUUCCAGAGGACGAUGAACAACAUGUUCAGGGACAUCCUAGAGCAGUACGUUCUCGUCUACCUCGACGAUAUCCUGGUCUAUAGUCGUACCCUUGAGGAGCACCUCAGACACCUCCGCGACGUCCUUGACCGCUUGCGCAGACAUGGCUUCUACGCCAAGCUAAGCAAGUGCCGCUUUGCCCAGCACAAAGUGAAUUUCUUAGGACACUAAGUGUCUGACCAGGGUCUCCACAUGGACGACG
This is a messenger RNA of Chara braunii, 1639 nucleotides long. Lineage: Eukaryota; Viridiplantae; Streptophyta; Charophyceae; Charales; Characeae. The record is from the annotation of a GenBank genome assembly.